This is a messenger RNA of Alexandromys fortis (reed vole), 306 nucleotides long. RefSeq names its product 60S ribosomal protein L10-like. Gene Ontology annotation, biological process: translation; ribosomal large subunit assembly. The record is from RefSeq and is a predicted model, not a curated record. The transcript has a single exon. The coding region runs from base 1 to 303 and encodes 100 amino acids. NCBI's taxonomy places the organism in Eukaryota, Metazoa, Chordata, Mammalia, Rodentia, Cricetidae. Gene Ontology annotation, cellular component: ribosome; cytosolic large ribosomal subunit. Gene Ontology annotation, molecular function: structural constituent of ribosome.
AUGCAUAGUGUCUUUGGGAAGCCCCAGGGCACAGUGGCCAGGGUUCACAUUGGCCAGGUCAUCAUGUCCAUCCGCACUAAGCUGCAGAAUAAGGAACAUGUGAUUGAGGCUCUUCGUAGAGCCAAGUUCAAGUUCCCUGGCCACCAGAAGAUCCACAUCUCAAAGAAAUGGGGCUUUACUAAGUUUAAUGCAGAUGAAUUUGAAGACAUGGUUGCUGAGAAGCGACUCAUUCCUGAUGGCUGUGGGGUCAAAUAUAUUCCUAAUCGUGGUCCCCUGGACAAGUGGCGAGCCCUACACUCCUGAGGG